AUGAAUAAUAACGCAGCAAUGCGCUCGGAUGUGUGUGAUAUUUUUGUCGCGUAAGUGCGCACCUGCGAAAAAUCCGCAAAGCUGUGAUUUUAGGCAAACACACGCCUUAGAGAGGGUCACAUUCACAUGAGUGUGUGUGGCCAGGAGUGUGAUCGGGUAACAGUGUGUGUGUAGAGGUGUUAUUUUGUAGCUGAUUGUGUAAAGACAGUGUUGCGGGGUUUUUAUUCGGGGGCGCGAGGAGGAGCAGGAGGAGGAGGAGGAGGAGGAAGAGGGUGAAGAAGAAGGAGAAGGAGAAGAAGGAGAAGAAGGAGAAGUGUUACGCAGAUUCGCCUCAAAGUGUCGGUGAAGUCCUGAUCUGUCCUUCCGCUCUCUUUGCCCUGGCAGUGACUCAGUGUUUGUUCUCCUGCCGGAAUGCCGUUAUCUCUGUGAGCGUUCAGCAUGGACCAGGCUGGCUGUGUGAACCUGUGCAGUCUGACCAGCACGCUGCCGGUGAUUCCGUACCGCAAACUCACCGACCUGCACUACAUCAGCAAAGGCGGCUUCGGCACCGUGUUCCGGGCGCAGCACAGCGACUGGCGCACCACCGUCGCCAUUAAGUGCUUAAAACUGGACUCCCCGGUCGGUGAAAGGGAAAGGAAUUGCUUACUGAAAGAGGCCGAGGUGCUUCACAAGGCCAGGUUCAACCACAUCAUCCAGAUCUUCGGCGUGUGCAACGAGCCCGAGUUCUUCUGCAUCGUCACCGAAUUCAUGACCAAUGGCUCUCUGGACGAGCUUCUGCAUGAGAAAAACAUGUAUCCAGUGGUGGCCUGGCCUCUCAGGCUGCGCAUUCUGUAUGAAAUCGCUCUGGGUGUUAACUUUCUCCAUAACAUGACUCCUCCGCUGCUCCAUCAUGACCUGAAAACGCAGAACAUUCUUCUGGACGGCGAGUACCACGUGAAGAUAGCCGACUUUGGUUUGUCAAAAUGGCGGCAGCUCUCAAUUAGCAAAGGUUCUGGAUCAAAGCCAGCUGAGAUGGGCGGCACCGUCAUCUACAUGCCUCCUGAAGAGUAUGAACCCAACAAGACUCGGAGAGCAGAUGUCAAACAGGACAUGUACAGUUAUGCCAUCAUCAUGUGGGAAGUGCUGUCUCGACGGAUACCUUUCGAAGAUGCUACAAACCCCAUGCAGAUAAUGUUCAGCGUCCUGCGCGGCUCUCGGCCGGACACCGGACUGGACAGCCUGUCAGCGGACAUCCCUGGUAGAGAGACGCUCAUUAACCUCAUGACGUGCGGCUGGACCGCUAAUCCCGACGAGCGCCCCUCUUUCCUCAACUGUCUUAUCGAACUGGAGCCCAUGCUACGGAGGUUUGAUGAAAUCGAUGUCCUGGAGGCAGUGCUGGAGGUCAAAAGGUCAAAAUUUAUGCGACCAUUGAGCAGCGCUUCAACAACGACGGCGAAUGUGAAAAGAACAGAUAAGAGUCUGAAGGAACAAAACACUCCCUGGCCAGAUACCAGCUCUACAUCAGGAUCAGGGUCGUGCUCCUCCCAGGACACGGAUAUCUCCCAACCAGGCUACCUUACCAUCUCCAAUCCAUCUCAUGCUGGACCAUUGUCAUCUGUCAUGUCCAUACCACUGGACACCCCAAAACCUUUAGUGGAUCAAGGCUCUCACAACAACCUGAAUCCUAAUUAUCAGACGGCUCAGCUCAUCUCGGAUUAUAGCACCCCCCUCAGACCACACCCGCCUCAAAGUGAGAGCAACCUGCCCAUAAACAUUCACCCGCUCACCCUACAGGCACAUCCACAAGAUUUCCUCAUGCCAUCGGACAGCCAGGGCCCGGCAGCGCGAUGGAUCAGCUCUCGACGGGAGGAGGUUGUGCGCCAGAUGACGGAGGCAUGUCUAAACCAGAGCCUGGAUGCGCUGCUGGCCCGCGACUUGCUCAUGCGCGAGGACUACGAGCUGGUGGCCAACCAGCAGACACGCACCGCCAAAGUUCGCAAGCUUCUGGACACAUGCGAGCGCCACAAUGAGGAGUUUUGCCGUGUGGUGGUGCGCAAACUGCAGGACAACAAGCAGAUGGGCCUGCAGCCAUAUCCGGACCUUACUUCCCCGACGCCUCCACCGCCCUACAGCGCCGCCAGCGCUCCACCGCUCUCCACCUCCAGCAAUAACAUCCGCAACAUCUUCUGAGCUUUUUAGCUUCCCUUAGAUCUGGACACUUGGAAUAGAGACCUAAGGGAUUUUCCUGCUUUGCUGCUUUUUCAUCAUUGGGAUAAAAUUUAUUGGCCUUGUACUGGAGCAAUUACACUCUCUCCCUGCUGUGGCUUUAGGACUGGACCACUUGUUCUUUUCAUCCAGAUUAUUCCCAAGCUUUUUCAGUCUUUUCUGUUGGAGUAAGUGUGCGAAAGAUUUCUGUCAUUUGAUCAAGACCAGUGACGUUGUCCUUGCCUUGGAGGGUCAUUGAGCAAUCCAAAUUACACCAUCAUAUCUUCUCAUUUUUAGGCUGAACUCAUCACUUGUGUUUAUAGGACAUGAGAAUGUUCAAUCUGUGAAGGUGACCCAGGAUCAGCCAAGCGAAAUCGCCAGCACUGUUUUACCACGGCUUGAUGGAAACCUCUACAAAGAAACUCGUCUUCCUUUUAGCUCAUGUUUUAUUUUUACGAUGCGCAUCGGUAUGAAGUUUUGUGGAGUUUAUACACCAGUUGGCUUUGUGAUAACUGGAUCUCACUUUGGUAUUACAUGCUGUGCUCACAAGGAUGCAAGAAAAUUGGUGGUUUGUUAUAGGUAUGUUUGCAGGUAAACGAUUUUUAAGUUAAAUGUACGUAUAGACCCGUGUGUCGAAGCAAAGCUUGUUGUGAGUUUAUAGAUUUUUAGCACUGGAUCAUACAGCUCUGGAUAUAACUGACAACUGAUUCCUUCACCUGAUCCUCCUUAACAUUGGAGUCAAUAAGUAAAGCCCCACCUUCCACUUUCUCCUACAUUCUAUGUCAGAGUAUGUUGCAUAUAAAAAAAAAAUUGAGCAUAGUUUAUACAUAUGUGUAUGGUCCUUCUUUCUUACAAAUACAUCCUUGUGUACGCAGCCUUCUUAGCCUGCUGAACUUCUUAAGGUUGACUGUCCAUGAUUGCUCACCUGAAAUGGCAUUCUGUAUUUCCUUUUGUGCAAUAUUUUGGGUGGAGCCCAGAGUGGCCAUUUUGGAUUACAGUAGUUCACUACAUAUUACCCACAUCGUACGGUUAUAUUAUGAUAUAUAGUAUUAUAGUAAGGCAAUGUACAAUACUUCACCUGAAAUAAUGAACUACUACAGGAAGGGAAUGCUAAAUCACUAGCAUGGGUUAGCAUAGGUCAUGGUUAUGCUAAGGCAGGGGUGGACAAAUCAUAAUUUAUUCACUAGCCACCAGGCAAGUCAGUGCUCCAAUGUGCUGCUCAGUCCCAUGUUACGCUUGUCCAGCUAAAAACCUCAAGUACACCUUGCUGCAGAACCAGAAGUCCAGGGGGUGGACUGAACCUGAUCCAGCUCCUCCUACCUGGGUGGAGUUAAAUCAAAAGUCUGGGGAUAUGUGUUUCAGUUUGGAUAAGUGUGUUUGUUCCGUGCUGUACAACGUUUCAUAGGUUAGGGUUAGCCUUAUAGGAGGCUGGACACCCCCCUGGACUUCUGGUUCUGCAGUGAGCUGUAACUAAUUUAACAGUUUGACAAGUUAAUUUCACACAUGAGCUAUGGGCAUUAAGCAGGUACUUGAAUCCCUUAGAGAAAAAUACUUCCUAGCAACACCCUUGUUGUCAGAGUGUGUACACAGUGCAGCAGUUGGAGGGAUUCAGAAAAAGGGUAGCCACAGCAUCACGGUGCUUAGCGGCACUGAGGAAUAUAUCGAAAAUUUGCGCGUGUUAUGUUUAAACAAACAUUUCUACGGUGACCUGUGAGUGCAAAACACAUUAGCAAGCCAGCAAAUCUGACUACACAUGAUCACUAACACAAAAUGGAAAGGGUCAGACCUUGUUGAACGUCCCAGAAUUCCACGUUUUCACUCUGUUGUCUUGUUAGUCUAGCGAAAACGAUUUAACGCAAAGUUACUUAUGUGAUAAUUCUGAGGAGGAAUUCUUUCUACUGAAUAAGCCGGCUUCCUUUAGGUGUGUUAGGUGGGUUUUCAGGGUUCGCAAACUCAUAUUAAUGUCGUGCGAAGUUGAUAGCAUCGAAAAUAACAUCAUCUGAUAAAAAUAAACGUGAAUAAAAGCAUCCGUAGACUCAUUUAGUCCAUAGCGCAUAAUUCCUCUUACUAUAAAUUGUCCGUUUUCCUUUGCGUCAAAAACAAGCAUAUGAUGUUCAAUAAGGGCCGCCCCUUUCCACUAUGAGUAAAUGUUGAUGUGUUUGCUGUUGUGUUUUUUGUUUUUCGCUGAUGUAUCGUUUUGUCUUGCUGUCCUCUUUAUUGUUUUGUUUUCUGAUUUGCGGCUGUGGAUUUUGGGUUUCCUGUUGGGUUUUCUGGUUUGCUGUUGCAUUUUGGUUUGUUAAUGUGUUUUACACUUGCCUUGCCUAUCAAAAUGAACAUUUUACUUUAGGAGUAGUUAAUAUGAAGUAGGACUUUUCUUUCGCUGAUUGUUGGAUGAGACAAAUAAGAAAAACUCUGAUGACAGUUAUAAUUAACAUGCAGCUGUAAAUUAGUGGUGGGUGAUAUGAUAAAAAUUAUCAUAUUAUAUGAUACAUAUACAUACUGUAGAAAUGUGUAUCAUGAUAUGUAGCCAGGAAAAUCGUUUAAAACCUUUAAAAAUGCUUUAAUUUGAAAAAUAUAACAAAAAAUGUCAAAAAAUAAUGUUUAAAAAAAAUCUAGAUUCAGAAAGGUAGGAUGUAUUAACCUCAAAACAGGUACUUAAUGAGUGCAUUACUAUUAUUUAAAUGGUUCUUUAAAAGAUUUUUUAACGUUAAAGUUCAAAAGUUAAUAUCAUUUUUAAAAUAAAAUGGAUAAAUAAAAAUCAAAUUUUAUCAUUUUUUAAAUAUAAAAAGAUUUCACGAUAUCUGCGAUAUCUCAGAAAAGACUACAGUGACAUAAUUUAUCACAAUAUUGAUAUAUCGUCGUAUCGCCCAGCACUACAGUGAAUGAACAACGGAUAGCUUGGAUUUGUAAAUUUUUCCUCAUUCCAGGCGAGUGAUUUGUCCACCCUGUAAGCCAACAGAAUACGGUAUUUCUCUGAAUUCCCCGACCCAGAGCAUGCACGAAUCAUUAUCAAAGCACUGAACCCUGCUACAGGGAAUAUUUCUGCUACUGGAUCUUGAGCAUUUAUUUUCAGUACAUCUGGCACUCAUCGUGUCUGUUUAUUGCGACACUGUAGAAUGUGUUUGUGUUUACAGCAGCGUUAUUGCCGCGUGGAUUUGGUCUCUAUGAGCUACACUUGACCUAACGGGAUCUUUUCCCUCAUUAUGUCAACUGGUUUUGUCGAUUGUAGGGUUAUAAAAGCUGCUUUUUGCACUGGGUUGCUUCUAAAUGGUCACUAGUGACUUUUUUUUUUUUUUUUUUGUACUGCUGAUGAUGGGCUUGCUGAGUCGCUUAGCUUUUUUGUUGGUUAGGUUACACUUUAAGAAAGUAACACCGGGUUUGGAAUUCCAUCUGCUUUGACUUGGUUCUCAAUGGUUCUCAUUUAGUAUUUAAAGAAGAGAGUAAGUAUUUGAUUAUUUGCAUGUUAUUAAGCGAUGCAUAAGACAGUAUCAUCGGCGUAUUUGCGUAUUAUGUUUGCAUUAAUAUUUUGCAGAGUAUUGUGCCAAUUUGUAGGCGCUGAUCAUGAGGCGUCAGAACGUCACAUUGCAAUUGCAAUAUUGUAUCCUGUCUGUAGGGUGAAUUUAAAGACAAAACAAAACAAAAAAAAACUCUGUGCCAAACUGAACAUUGCCUUAAUGAUAUAGAUGCUAGGCAUUAAAUGAAGAGGAUUAUUUUUGUCAUAACAGCAUUAUUCCUUUAUUUUGUUGUAUCUCUAAAAGUGCCAUCUCUUGCCUCUUGCCUUCUUUCUGUAAAUCUAAAUGCUAUCAUGAGAAACCGUGUGCACAUUACAAACAAUGCAUAGCCAAUGUAGCAAUGUACAGGUGUCAGGAAUGCGAUCUAUGUACGUGCUAUAGUAUGAACGUAAUGAGAAACUUCCAGAGAAGUUCUGUGUUAUUAAAAUGUGUAGCUCUCCUUUA
This is a messenger RNA of Pangasianodon hypophthalmus (striped catfish), 6140 nucleotides long. Its product is annotated as receptor-interacting serine-threonine kinase 2. Gene Ontology annotation, biological process: innate immune response; positive regulation of apoptotic process; positive regulation of canonical NF-kappaB signal transduction. The record is from RefSeq and is a predicted model, not a curated record. Gene Ontology annotation, molecular function: JUN kinase kinase kinase activity; ATP binding. The transcript is spliced from 11 exons. Gene Ontology annotation, cellular component: cytoplasm. Bases 439 to 2169 code for a protein of 576 amino acids. Lineage: Eukaryota; Metazoa; Chordata; Actinopteri; Siluriformes; Pangasiidae.